AUGGCCUCGAUCUGUAUCGAAGUCAGUCUACUGAGCGGCAGAACGGCAAAGAUCAGAAAAGAAGCCCAAUGCUCCAUUGAGGAGUUCAAGCAAGAGGCCUUGGAUUCUCUAGAGAUGUGCGCCGGUGUGCUGCUGACAACUUCGGGCGAGAUGCUGUGCCAGGGAACCCUUGAGGAAGCCGGCUUGAAGGAUGGAGAUGUGGUCCUACUGCAGCAGCGGCAGGUCGACAUCUUAGAUUCCUUGGAGCUUGACUGUCAGCUCAGCUAUCGUAGAGGAGCCUCCAUACAAGCCCCCGAACGGUUCGCGAUUCUGGAGCUGCUGGCACGAGGUGCGUACGGCAUGAUGUGUUCGGCUCGCGAUGAGAUCACGGGUGAAACGGUUGCCAUCAAAAAGAUGCAAGCUUUUGAGUCGAACAUGCGAGCUGUUGAUCCUAUCCGCCACGCACGGCAUGAGUUGAAGGAGCUGAGGCUCUUGCGGCACUUCCAUCACGAGAACAUCCUUCGUGUGACAUACGUCUUCUUUCCAGGCUCGAAGUCGACUUUUCACGACCUCUACUCUGUCUCUGAGCUCAUGGAGACAGACUUGGAUGCAAUCCUCAAGAGCAAGCAGCCUCUUCUUGACCAGCAUUGCCAGUACUUUUCCUACCAAAUUCUUCGGGGGCUGAAGUUCAUGCACUCUGCUGGCGUGCUUCAUCAAGACUUGAAGCCGCGAGUGCUGCUGGUGAACCGCAACUGCGACUUAAAAAUCUCAAACCUUUCGAUGGCCGCUCUGGAUAUUGGGGAAAUAGGCGAAGGCUUCCCGCCCCGCGAAGCAUAUCCUUAUGUCGGCAACGAGUGGUAUCGAGCACCGGAGGCCCUUUGUCAUUGCAUCGGAAAUGUAUAUGGGCCUGCCAUCGAUCUCUGGGGAGUCGGAGCGAUUCUCGGCGAGAUGUUCGCACGUCGGCCCGUUUUUCCCGGAAAGUGCGUGCAGCACCAACUGACGCUGAUUGUGCAGGGCUUGGGCCCUGGGAAGGAGGAAUCAUCCCUGAGUUGGAUCAAGCAACCAGAACUUCGGGAGUUUGUGGAGUCACUCACCCCAUCGGUGGACCGCGAGGCUUUCUGCGACGCCUUGGGUCCCAUCUCGCCUAUGGCGAUGGAGCUUUUGGAUGCUCUCCUACAGUUUGAUCCUGGGCAGCGGAUUUCUGCUGAGCAGGCCUUGACCUGGACCUACUUCGGGGACUUGGCGGGCACGGACCUGCGCUGUCCGGAGGAUGAGCCUGUCUCUGCGCCGAUCGAGUUGGGUGACUUUGAGUUUCUGAGACGAAAGAUCGACUUACCUGCGCUGAGGGAGGAGAUGUUCUUGGAAGCUCUUCACUACCACCCCGAGCUGAAGCAACGCUACCUGCGGGAGCAGUCGCUGAUGGGCACCAUGCACGAAAUCGGGAAGUACGACCUGCUCACACUAGGUGAACAUUGGCCCCACUGGCUGGAUGCCGAGACUCGGUUCCGCGCAUGA
Symbiodinium sp. CCMP2456 is the source of this 1494-nucleotide messenger RNA. NCBI's taxonomy places the organism in Eukaryota, Dinophyceae, Suessiales, Symbiodiniaceae. The record is from the annotation of a GenBank genome assembly.